AUGACUUCGUCUAUCUACGAAAAGUCCAUGUAUAUUUAUAACCUUCAAUGUUCACAAUCUAUCUACGAAAAAUUCACUCCCAUAUCUACAAUUGGAAAUGAUCCAUCCCAUAAGACAACAAUUUCAAAGAAACAGUCAAAUUAA
This is a messenger RNA of Ambispora leptoticha, 144 nucleotides long. Lineage: Eukaryota; Fungi; Glomeromycota; Glomeromycetes; Archaeosporales; Ambisporaceae. The record is from the annotation of a GenBank genome assembly.